This is a messenger RNA of Trypanosoma grayi, 429 nucleotides long. RefSeq lists its product as hypothetical. Lineage: Eukaryota; Euglenozoa; Kinetoplastea; Trypanosomatida; Trypanosomatidae. The record is from RefSeq and is a predicted model, not a curated record. The coding region runs from base 1 to 429 and encodes 142 amino acids. The transcript has a single exon.
AUGCGGGAAUGGGUGGCGUGGCGCGAGGAGGAGACACAGUCGCUGCGAGAGUGGGCAGCGGAGCUGCAGCGCCGUGGGGAGCGGGUGUCGCGGCGUGAGGUCUCUCUCAUUGCACGCGAGGAGGCUCUGAAGAGACGCGAGGCGGCGGUGCGCGCGCAGGAGGCGGCACUGCAGGCGGGCGCUGCCCGUCGCAAACAUGUUGCGCGCACAAAUCAGGCGGCGGCGCAGUGGGAGGCGCGGGAGCGAAUGCAGUCGAUCGAGAAUGAGUUGCAGCAGCUGAAGGGCAUCGUGAGCAGCCUGCAGCACGGAGCGGCUGCUUCAAAUGGCACACCAAGGCCCAGCGGUGUAGUGACAAAAGAGGAGGGUGUGGCGCGCACGCCUACGCCGCAUCGCUCCUUGUCGGAGUGCAACGGGGAGCAGGAGAUCUGA